CAGGGUGGGGAAGUGGAUGUGUAUAUAGCCCCUGCCUCCUGUCAGGCCCGGAGUAGACGCCAAGGGACAGCGACACUGAACAGCAGCUCUGCUCCUAGGCCACGUCAUGAAGCUGCUUGCAAUGGUUGCACUGCUUGUCACCAUCUGUAGCCUGGAAGGGGCUUUGGUUCGGAGGCAGGCAGAGGAGCCGGGACAGCCAGAUAUGGCGACCAUGGUCAGUCAGUAUUUUCAGGCCAUGGCUGACUAUGGCAAGGACUUGAUGGAAAAGGCCAAGGCCUCGGAGAUUCAGACCCAAGCCAGGACUUACUUUGAAAAUACACACAAGCACCUGACCCCCCUGGUUAAGAACGCCGGAGCUGAACUGAUGAGCCUCUUCAGCAAAUGGAUGAACCCUGAGAAAGCAGCUCCUGAUGCUGCUAAGUAAGGUGGUGCCGGGCACCUGUCCUCCUGCCCCAGAGCCAAUCCCUCUACCUUCUGCUGGUUUUCUACAAUAAAUGCGGAAGGAGUCAA
This is a messenger RNA of Peromyscus maniculatus bairdii (prairie deer mouse), 510 nucleotides long. RefSeq names its product apolipoprotein A2 (gene Apoa2). Gene Ontology annotation, molecular function: high-density lipoprotein particle binding; cholesterol transfer activity; lipid binding. NCBI's taxonomy places the organism in Eukaryota, Metazoa, Chordata, Mammalia, Rodentia, Cricetidae. The record is from RefSeq and is a predicted model, not a curated record. Gene Ontology annotation, biological process: cholesterol homeostasis; cholesterol transport; lipoprotein metabolic process. Gene Ontology annotation, cellular component: spherical high-density lipoprotein particle; extracellular region.